Molecule: messenger RNA, 825 nt
Organism: Anopheles marshallii
Lineage: Eukaryota; Metazoa; Arthropoda; Insecta; Diptera; Culicidae
Product: thioredoxin-related transmembrane protein 2 homolog
Exons: 1
Coding region: 1-825 (274 amino acids)
Cellular component (GO): membrane-bounded organelle
Molecular function (GO): disulfide oxidoreductase activity
Source: RefSeq, a predicted model, not a curated record
AUGUCGUUCAAAGAAGACCUACUGCUGUUGCUAAAACCCUACUAUUGGAUCAACAUUCUGAUGAGCAUUUCGUUCAUCGUCGCAAAACGAGCACCGUUCAUCUGUGACUAUUUAUGGACUAAUCUGUUUCAACAAGAGGACCAGUGCGAGCUCGAUGGGCGCGAAACGGAAAUCCUGUUCUUUCUGCUGAUUGUGGUCAUGAUCCGGACGAGGAAAACAGGCAGUGUGACAAUGAUCAACUAUCUUACCUCCAGCUUCAUGUACACGAAAAUCGCAAACCUGGGCCUGUGGUUUUACAACGAUAUCCGUCUGGGCAUGAUCUACUUCGUGUUUUUCAUCUUGGUUGCACUGCUAUUGCCAGAACCAACGUACACCGGACCGGAGAAUGUGCUGUACUUCCGUACCGAGAACGGAUUGCAGGAGGAGCUCGAGAAAGACAAGCGCGUUACUUGGCUGGUAACGUUCUACACGGUUUGGAAUCCUGCGUGCGUGACGUUUGCUCCUGUUUUUUCGGAACUAUCGAAUGAAUACGCCUUGCCGAACUUAAAAUUUGGCAAGCUGGACAUCGGAAGGUUCCCGAAGAUUGGCGAAAAGUACCACGUCUCCGACAGCUCCUUCAGCCGUCAAUUACCCACCGUGAUCCUGUUUCGUCAGGGCAAAGAAGUCGCUCGUCGGCCGUACGCGGACAGCAAGGGCAAACUAGUGAAGUUCUUCUUUUCUUCCGAUAACGUGAAAGCUGCUUUUGAUUUGAAUAAUCUAUACAAGGAAUGUAAAGAUAACCCCAUCAAGGCAAUCAAAUCGAUAGCCGAAAAGAAGAAGGACUAA